AUGAAUGCAAGUGCUUGGAGAGUUGGAUUACGACAAGGGUCAAGAGUUGUUGAGGUUACAAUGAUCUCGCCUGGAGCAGGUUUUAAUUUUUUAAAAAUAUUUUUGGAGAUAUUUAAAAAUAUAAAUUUAGAUGGAAAUCCUAGACGUGGAUGUGAAGAUUCUAAUUGUCCAUCAGUAUUUGUUCCAGAUCAAUCAGAAGAAGAACUUGGAAGACGUAAUCAACAACAACAAAAAUUGAAAAAACUUCCACCUCGUGUUUCGCCUUCUAGUGACUCUUGGUCUGGACCACAACCACCUUCGUCAUCUUCCCUUUAUGCUAUUCCUGAACGAAAAAAAUUUUCAGCUCCAUCAUUUGGAAUUCAACAACCACAAAGACCUCUUAGUAGUAUGCAACAAAUGGGAAAAGCAUCAAUUGAUUUAGGGUCUAGAAAUGCUUCUCUUCGAACUUUGGAUCAUUGUGCAUCUGAAGACGAUUAUCGUUUUAUGCCUGUUGCCUCAUCUUCAAUUGUAACUGUUCAAUCUUCAAAUAUUCAUGAUGAUGCAAUGAUUGAUGGAGAAACAAACAAUCAACCACAGCAAUAUGAACAACUUUCAUUGGAAAUGCGUUCAGUUGUUACACCCCAAAGUUAUUGUGCUGGUUCUCAAUUAUCUAGAAGAAGUCCUGCAUUAAGAACUGGAACAUUACAAGAACAACAAGAAGAAAAUGAUAACGAGAAUGUGUCUUGGAGACUUCAACAAACUCUUGAAGAAAAGAGAGCUUUGGAAGUGGAAUUGGAACAGAUACGGGCGCGAUUGUCUUCUGAACAAAGGGCACAUGAAAAUACUCGUAGACAGUUGCAGAUUGUCAAAGAAUAUUGUGAAAGAUUUUCAAUAAAUCCUCCAUCUUUUGAAGAUGAAGAAAACGACGAAGAAUUGUAA
Messenger RNA from Meloidogyne enterolobii, 918 nucleotides. NCBI's taxonomy places the organism in Eukaryota, Metazoa, Nematoda, Chromadorea, Rhabditida, Meloidogynidae. The record is from the annotation of a GenBank genome assembly.